Aegilops tauschii subsp. strangulata is the source of this 432-nucleotide messenger RNA. Lineage: Eukaryota; Viridiplantae; Streptophyta; Magnoliopsida; Poales; Poaceae. The record is from RefSeq and is a predicted model, not a curated record.
AUGUCGCCUGGCCAAUCGCGCGCCGCCACCUCAGCAACCGCCGCCUCCGCGCCCAAUCCCCGCCGGCCACGUCGCCCUCAGCCCCCUCUCCACCGCCCGCGGCCCGUGGGGCCCGAGGCCGGCCCGCCCGGGCCCGGCCACCGCCCGCGCCCGUCCCCGCGGCUCCUCCCAAGCGCCGCCCUAGCGUCCGCCGUUCGCCGCCGGCACCGCCCGCCCCGCGACCUCCGCCGCCUCUCCCGCUCGCCGCCGGCCGGCCGGAUCCGGCGAGAUCCGACCCGGAGGAGCCUCGCCGCCGCCCAAUUUCGCCGGAGCCCUCACCGGCCGGAUCCACCGCAAGCCGGACCAGAUCCACCACUCACUCCAUCCAAACGCGCCCUCGUCGCCCGGAUCCCUCCGUCCCGGGACAUCCUCGAACAGUUUUUCGCGGGGUAA